AUAUUCAAGUUGAGAAAAGAAGGAGAGGAAAAGAGGAUUGGAGGGUGGCCACGUUUAGCAACAACCAAACCCUCUCUGCUUUUUCUUCUUCUUCAUCAGUUUCUUCUCUAGGGUUUUAGCUUCUUCUCAUUCAACUACGCUUUUGUUUCGUCUCUGCAAUGAGCAACGACAAAGAUACCUUCAACGUCGCCGAUCUCUCCUCUGUUCUCAACGAGGAAAAUCGAGCAGACCUUGUCAAUGCUCUUAAGAGCAAGAUACAGAGUUUGGCUGGGCAGCACUCCGACAUUCUCGAGUCGUUGUCACCUAACGUCAGGAAGCGUGUUGAGGUUCUUAGAGAAAUCCAGGGUCAACAUGAUGAAUUAGAGGCUAAAUUUUUUGAGGAGAGAGCAGCUCUCGAGGCCAAAUACCAAAAAUUGUAUCAACCAUUGUACACAAAGCGGUAUGACAUAGUAAAUGGUGUUACCGAAGUGGAAGAAGCGGCAGUGAAUGAAACAACACCCGAUGGUGGGGACGAUGAAGAGAAAGGAGUGCCUGCGUUUUGGCUCACUGCAAUGAAAAACAAUGAAGUGUUAGCUGAGGAGAUUUCAGAGCGUGAUGAAGGUGCUCUCAAGUUUCUCAAAGAUAUCAAGUGGAGCAGGAUAGAAAAUCCUAAAGGAUUCAAGCUUGAGUUUUUCUUUGAUACCAAUCCUUAUUUUACCAAUACUGUCUUGACCAAAACAUAUCAUAUGAUUGAUGAGGAUGAACCAAUUUUGGAGAAAGCAAUUGGGACUGAAAUUCAAUGGCACCCAGGAAAAUGCCUGACACAGAAGAUUCUCAAGAAAAAGCCCAAGAAGGGUUCAAAGAAUGCUAAACCAAUUACCAAAACUGAAAAUUGUGAAAGUUUCUUCAAUUUCUUCAAUCCACCUCAAGUUCCUGAAGAUGAUGAAGACAUCGAUGAAGAUGCGGCUGAGGAGCUUCAGAAUCAGAUGGAACAAGACUAUGACAUUGGGUCAACAAUAAGAGACAAGAUUAUUCCCCAUGCUGUGUCAUGGUUUACUGGAGAGGCCAUCCAGGGAGAUGAAUUUGGAGAACUAGAGGAGGACGAGGAUGAUGAAGAUAUCGAAGAGGACGACGAUGAGGAAGACGAUGAAGAGGAGGACGAUGAUGAAGAUGAGGAAGAAAGCAAGACUAAAAAGAGGUCAUCAGCAUCCAAGAAGAGUGGAAGAGCACAGCUUGGUGAGGGUCAGCAGGGUGAGCGACCUCCAGAGUGCAAGCAGCAGUAGACGCAUAUUUCUGUGGAGAUUUAUUUACGAUGUUGAGUUUUGUUGGUGUUGGAGAAUAUCUGAUGUGAAAGUGGGUUUAAUACUUUUUUAAUGUUUAAUUGAUUUUCCUCCCUAAA
Vigna angularis (adzuki bean) is the source of this 1378-nucleotide messenger RNA. RefSeq names its product nucleosome assembly protein 1;3. The transcript is spliced from 12 exons. Lineage: Eukaryota; Viridiplantae; Streptophyta; Magnoliopsida; Fabales; Fabaceae. Gene Ontology annotation, molecular function: histone binding; chromatin binding. Gene Ontology annotation, cellular component: nucleus; chromatin. The coding region runs from base 159 to 1262 and encodes 367 amino acids. The record is from RefSeq and is a predicted model, not a curated record. Gene Ontology annotation, biological process: somatic cell DNA recombination; nucleosome assembly.